This is a messenger RNA of Penicillium mononematosum, 1545 nucleotides long. RefSeq names its product flavin monoamine oxidase family protein. The coding region runs from base 1 to 1545 and encodes 514 amino acids. Gene Ontology annotation, molecular function: oxidoreductase activity. Lineage: Eukaryota; Fungi; Ascomycota; Eurotiomycetes; Eurotiales; Aspergillaceae. The transcript has 4 exons. The record is from RefSeq and is a predicted model, not a curated record.
AUGCCUAUUACCAAGGAUGGUUUCGCCUGGACGGCGGCGGGGGGGGUUCGCCACGGCCUGCCCACGAUUGGCGCCGUCGAGCCUCUGACUCACUUUGCUGCCUCGUUGCAGGAGAGCCUAACAUACGACGUGAUCGUCAUUGGCGCUGGCUACGCCGGGCUGAUAGCCGCUCGCGAUCUCGCCACACAAGGCAAAAGGACGCUUCUGGUGGAAGGCCGUGAUAGGCUUGGAGGGCGGACGUGGCACGCCACAGUUGAUGGCUUCAACUACGAGAUGGGCGGCACUUGGGUCCAUUGGCAUAUGCCGCACAUCUACCGCGAGAUCUCCCUCUACGGUCUACAGGACGACUGGAUCGUCACCCAGAAUCCCGGGUCCAAAAACGACUACUUUACGCUUACAGAUCUCGUGAGGCAGCAGAACUUCAGCCACGCUGACGAGGAAGCCAUGUUCGGCCGUGUAUGGCGUGCGUUCUGCAACCUGGACGACGAUGACCUGCGUCAGUCUUGGAAGUACCCCUUUGGCACCAAGCAGUCGCCUGAGCUCUCCGCCAAGUGGGACAAGCUAUCCUGCAAGGAUCGUUUGGACCAGAUCAGGCACCGCUUCAGCACCGAGGAGAUAGCUGUGCUGGAGGCGCUCCUCAUACAGAUGGGUGGCAAUUCGCUCGACAAGAUGGGUCUUCUCAAUGCCUUGCGCUGGUGGGUCCUCGGCUCGCAUCAGCCCACCGGCCUCAACGACAUUGCGCUCCACACUCGACUGAGGUCAGGCAACAGCGCCCUCCACCGCAAGAUCUUUGAGCACGCAGUCUCUUCGGGGAACCUGUCCUACAGCUUCAAGACUGCCGUCUCUCGCGUUGAAGAAGCCGAUGGUACCGUAACCGUUACAUCUCGGGAUGGCAGGUCCUGGAAGGCUCGGUCCGUCAUCUCCACCAUCCCGCUCAACGUCUUGGCAUCGGUUGAGUUCUCGCCGCCCCUUCCGGCAGCCAAGGUUGAGGCCUCCCAUCUAGGCCAGGUCAAUCUUUGCAACAAGAUCCAUUUCGACAUUGAUGGCCCUGACUACCUGUCUUGGACGUCCUUUGCAUCCCCGGGAAAGGGGCUGGUCUGCGCUAUCGGAGACCAUCUGACCCCGGCCAACAACUCUCACCUUGUCGCUUUCGGGCCUGAUCCUUCGGGGCCCAGCGGUAUUCCUCUCGAUAAUCUCGACAAGGUAAAGGAGGCACUGAGACACCUCCUGCCCAAGGAAAAGCGGAAUGAGGCAGUUAUAAGCCGCAUCGUCGCUCACGAUUGGAACAAGGAUGAAUUCUCCAAGGGCACUUGGUGCUACAUGAGCCCAGGGUUUACAACCAAAUAUAUCGACGCUCUCCAGAAGUCCCACGGAAACGUCCACUUUGCGAGCGGCGACUGGUCCGAAGGCUGGCGCGGCUGGAUCGACGGUGCUGUCCAGGCUGGCAUGGAGGCUGCUCGCCAUGUCAUCCAACUACAGCGCACACAGGGUGACCAAAACGGGGGUUAUAGAUUAGCGAAGGAGCUCUCGCGUGCCCAUAUUUAG